UGACUUUCAGGCUGUUCUUGGUUUGAGGGAGUUCCACCAAGGAUCCAGCCUGCCUGCCUGUCUGUCUGGCUUCUUCUUUCCUCCUUUCUCACUACCUGUCUCCCUCUGGCUCCCUGGCUCCCUCUAAGACUCCUCCCAUCUCCUCCUGAAUAAGGCAGUUAUUUCAAUUUUAGUAAGUGAAAUAUAAAACAGAGAAGCACCAUUUCUGCCUCAAGACGCAUGUAAAGAGGUGUAGAUUCGGAUGCUCUAAACGUCCCUGCCAUCUGGUCCAGAUGGAGUCCUCAGGCAACCCAGAGAGCACCACCUUUUUUGACUAUGACCUUCAGAGCCAGCUGUGUGAGAAUGAGACCUGGGUCUUUGCUACAUUUGUCACCACCAUCCUGUACUGCCUGGUGUUCCUCCUCAGCCUAGUGGGCAACAGCUUGGUGCUGUGUGUCCUGGUGAAGUAUGAGAGCCUGGAGUCCCUCACCAACAUCUUCAUCCUCAACCUGUGUCUCUCAGACCUGGUGUUCGCCUGCUUGUUGCCUGUGUGGAUCUCCCCGUACUACUGGGGCUGGGUGCUGGGAGAUUUCCUCUGCAAGCUCCUCAAUAUGAUCUUCUCCAUCAGCCUCUACAGCAGCAUCUUCUUCCUGACCAUCAUGACCAUCCACCGUUACCUGUCUGUGGUGAGCCCCCUCUCCACCCUGCGUGCCCCCUCCCUCCGCUGCCGGGUGCUGGUGACCACAGCUGUGUGGGUAGCCAGUAUCCUGUCCUCCAUCCUCGACGCCAUCUUCCACAAGGUGCUUCCUUGGGGCUGUGAUUAUGCCGAACUCAGGUGGUACCUCACCUCGGUCUACCAGCACAACCUCUUCUUCCUGCUGUCACUGGGGAUUAUCCUGUUCUGCUACGUGGAGAUCCUCAGGACCCUAUUCCGCUCGCGCUCUAAGCGGCGCCACCGCACGGUCAAGCUCAUCUUCACCAUCGUGGUGGCCUACUUCCUCAGCUGGGGUCCUUACAACCUCACCCUGUUUCUGCAGACACUGCUUAAGACCAAUGUCAUCCAGAGCUGUGAGGCCAUCCAGCAGCUGGAAUACGCCCUGCUCGUCUGCCGCAAUCUCGCCUUCUCCCACUGCUGCUUCAACCCGGUGCUCUACGUCUUCGUGGGGGUCAAGUUCCGCACGCACCUGAAACACGUCCUCAGGCAGUUCUGGUUCUGCCGGCUGCAGGCGCCCAGCCAACCCCUGGUGCUCCAGUCCCCUGGCGGGUCCGCCAAGGAGGGCGCCUCCUUCUACUGAGGAUCCUGUGGCGGCGCAGGCGCAGGUGGACGCGGGACUGGAAUGGGGGUCACAGAGAAACGCGCCUGGAAGGAGCACUGCAGAGCACGCGACAGUGGGGACGCCGCCUGCCGCCACUGGCUUGCGGUGAAGGUGAUUCAUGACACCAGUGGGCCCCGCCAGCCUCUCGUCUGCGGGAAAGUGGCUUCCUACCUGGGAAUUUUAUACUGCCACCCGACAAACAUUUCUUGAACUCUGAGUUCAUCAUGCAUGCUUCUUCAUCCGAACAUGUGUUUCUAAUCAGUGCUUGGUUCAGAAGCCUCUAAAACAUGAAAGGAUUCUAAAAAGGCGUUUCCUUGGAGACUUUACAGGGCCUAAAGCUCAAUGUGUGAUAACUGCAGGAUGCUGACCAGGACAGUGUCUCCCUUUCCUGACUGUAGGGUUGUCCCAACUGGUUUAUUCACUUUGGAGGCCCCGGCUCCAUAUUCCUCAGAUACUGCUGGAUGAGGCUGCCUGCAAGACAAGAGUCCCCAUUCCCUGAGAUAAGCACAGUCACGUUGAAAUGUGGAUUCUAAAAUUCCACAACUAGACUGGAGAAAUGUUCUGCGUCCUGGAUCCAAGUCCUAGCCCAUGAACUGGCCCUUAGAAAUUUAGCUUAUAAAUAUUUGAUUGAAGGAAUGAAUGUAAUAAGUGCUACCUUCUGCACUGUAUUCAGAGAAUACAAAGAUGAAUGAGAUACAGUUGCUACCCUGCAGGGGCCAACAGCCCAGCCCCAAAGUCUCACCCAGCUUGGUGAACGCCCACCUUGGCAAAGGCAUCUAGGGUGGACUCCUCCAACAGCUCACCCUUCCCGGGUGGGUAGUGAGCUGACUUCAGAUUCGUCCCUUUGCACCUAAAGUGUCCUCCUCCUAUUUGGUUGAUAGUGCCAGCUUCCCCACACCCGCCCACACUCCAAACCUCAAGUCCUGUUGGAGGCCUGUAUUUUCUUUCCCUAAAUUUCCACAGCCAGGUCCAAAUGACUGCGCCUGUCUAGUGGCUUUCCGAGUUGAUUUAUUCUUGCCAUUGCACGCACACGGUUUCAUCUCUGAAACAGGGCCUCACUUCCUUGGUGUCUCCCCACUGCUCCUCCCUUUCCCCACCAGGCCGUCCUCUGCCCUGACACCAGGUGCUUUGAAAUCCUUAGUGGCUCCUCAUUACUUACAAAUAAAGUCCAAACACCUUAGCAAGGCUUUCAAGGCCUCCACAAUCCGAUGCUAGCCAACUUUUCCAUUCUUAUUCCACUCUAAGCUUCCUCCCCCCAGCAGCUUGGUAUCCAACCCCAAAACACCACUGGCCUUAUCCCAGACACUCAUCUCUCCAAUAUCCUACCUCUAGGCAUCUGUCGUGCUGUCGCCUGGGCCCGGAACAUGUCCUAGCUGACAGGCCAGCUUCCCCAGGAAGCCCUCCCCAGUCUGCAAAUUAGGAGAACACUCUCUGGGUUCUUGUGGAAUUCCGCUUGUCCUCUCUAAAAUGGUACCUGCCAUUCUCCACCUUGCGUUGUAGUUACACACAUGCAACGUCUUCCCUCCCUGCCCCGUCAGGCUGCAAGCUGCCUGAAGGCAGGAACCUGGUCUUGAACCAAGUGUUCUAUCACCGUGUGCUCAGUGGGAGCAAAAAAUCCACAGCUAUUAUUAUCCUUCAGAUUUAUGCUUCUUGGGUUAGCAAUGCCCUGCGGCACACUUUCCCUUCUUUGUCCCAGGCUGCUUCUCUGUAAAUAUUAACCUUUCUUUCCUAGUCUACACUCUCAGAGAGUAGUAGAAAGAGAGUAGAGAGUGGCAGUAGAGAGAUUGCUUAUCUCUCUUUCUCUCUGUGGCAAUGGCUAUGCUUGAUCUUGCCUUCUAGUUCAUGGUACAUAUGCCUGCCUCUCACACUGGCCCGUUGCUUCACACAGGGGCAUAAAUAAAAGCCACUCUCAACUUUGCCAUCCACAAAGACCUGGGCCCAAUCUGUGAACCUGAUUUGGCUCUCGAGUGGGGAUUUGAAAAAGCUUCCCGUGUAAUUCUGACAUGCACCUCCAUUAGGUACAUUUGGCUGCAGCAUUUUUUAAAAAUGAGGAGUCUAGAGUCUUCUACAGUCCCUUGAGCAGGGAUUUGCACACAGAAGACACUCAAUACAUUGUUAUUGAAUAAAGUAGAUGCCAAUAUAGCCCUUAGUAGCCCUAUGGCCAACCUGGAGAUAACUUGUAAGGCACUACCCCUUCAGUUCCAGAUGCAGCUUCAGUGACCUAUUUGUCAGUGGUGGGGGAGGGGGCUGGUAUUUCUGGAGGAGUUUGAUCAGUCUAGGGAAGAGCCAGGGCCUAAUUUUCAUGAGGCCAGUGGCACCUGCUGGAGAAGGCUGGGUGACACACCAAUGAAGGAAAGGGGCUUCCAUGGGCCUGCCAGCCUAGAGGUGGGGCCACUACUUAAUCACUGAUGGAAGAAACAGCAUGAGGAAGAGAUAAUGAGGUAGUUUGUGGAAUCUGAGCUAAGCUGAUGGGCUUCUCAUUGGCCUAAUCUUUCAAACACACUUCACACCGAUUCUUAACAUUUUGUUCAGCUUUUAUUCACAGGGCAGGCUGAGCCAGGGAGCAGAAAGGCAAAGGACUCCUACUCACCCACUUGGCAAAACCAAAGCACCUUGGGCUUUGAACCCACCCUUCUUAGAAGGCAGCUUUGGGGGCUAAUGCCCCUUGAGAGGCUCACUUCACCCUCUCCCCAUGCCAUCCCAUUUCUACCCAUCCCAAGAUGCUUAUCUGAGUAUUUCUUUCAGUACGUCCAGCCAUCUUCCUGGGAGCAUUUUAAAUCUGAGUCUUUACACUUCUGGUGAUGUUUUGGCAUCCCUAAUAGGGCAGUCUUUAAUCAGGAGUCUAGAAUCCAAGAAGCCAAGGGCAGAGGCACAAAGAGCAGCAUGAAUGGGAAGAUAGAAGGGCAACCCAGUCAGAAAGGGGCGGAUGAUACUGUUGAGAAGGAGCCGGCAGAGAGCCGCACACACUGUCUUUCCCUGACCACAACCUCCAUUGGCCACCUCCUGUGCUUCCCCUCCCUCCACCCAUGGAAACUACUGCUCAAUCUCAGCUGGCCUCUUGCAGGCCUAUCUCUCCCUCCAAACAAAGGUGUCCUGGACACAGGGCUGCAGACCUCUAACCACUCCUGGAACACACACACACACAAAAACCCACAAUGGUUCUAUGGCAUUUAUACCUCCACAUUCCUUCAGACAGAAUCCAGAAGAGAGGAACCUUGCUAUCUCUGAAGGAGAGCAUGUCUCCAAGCUCAGGGCAGCCUCAGACCUCCAAUGGCCUCAAGUGGAGUGGAAAUCCCUCAAGGGCACAAACCCAGUCCCUACCACUUCACUCGGUAUCUGGCAAUGUUUGUGGUUGGUUGAGUGAGUGAACAGGAGACCAUCUUUUGGCUUUUUUCUACUUCCGUUUCCUGUUACCAUACUUGCCUACAUUGCAUCUUCUGGUCAACACCAGGUACUCUCCCCAUGAGCUUCCUGUGAACCUGUCUAGGGUCCACCAGCCCAAACAUCAUUUGUUUCAUUUGGAAUUAAGCUUUGUUAAACUUUUCACAGCUUUCAUUUCAUUCUUGAACUUUUACAGUGCAACCGCCUGUGACGGGACAAAGAAGUCCACAAACAUGGAAACCUGGUCUAAAGAUGUCCAGAGUUAACUGUCUGUGGAGUCAAAUUGCAUUUGAGCCCUAGACCUAAACUCCAAAUCCAAGCUCUUUCCCACUGUGACCUUGGGCCUCUCAAGGCUCGUUUUCCUCAUCUAUAAAGUGUAGAGAAGCCAGUAACAGACUCACCCACACUAUGAGGGUGUGCAUGAGGUCAUGUAUGUAAAAGUGCUUACUCUGUAGAUCAUUGUCCCAGAUAAGUAUGAAUUAAUAUGCAUCAUUUCAUUAAAAAAGAAAGUUUCAUUGUAUUAUAUGCACAAAUAAAA
Molecule: messenger RNA, 5214 nt
Organism: Saimiri boliviensis boliviensis (Bolivian squirrel monkey)
Lineage: Eukaryota; Metazoa; Chordata; Mammalia; Primates; Cebidae
Gene: XCR1
Product: X-C motif chemokine receptor 1
Biological process (GO): positive regulation of cytosolic calcium ion concentration; calcium-mediated signaling; cell chemotaxis
Cellular component (GO): external side of plasma membrane; membrane
Molecular function (GO): C-C chemokine receptor activity; C-C chemokine binding
Source: RefSeq, a predicted model, not a curated record